This is a messenger RNA of Lymnaea stagnalis (great pond snail), 3096 nucleotides long. The record is from the annotation of a GenBank genome assembly. NCBI's taxonomy places the organism in Eukaryota, Metazoa, Mollusca, Gastropoda, Lymnaeidae.
CCGGAAAGUUGUAUGCUACCAGUGGAAUAGUCAUUGAAAAAGAAAUUGAUGUAGGCGACGCCACAGAUACUGCCAUUCCAUGCAUUACCUCUUAAACAUAUAUUCACUCUUAUAAUAUACCAUAAAAACAUGUUUAAACAUCAUAUUGAUAUUAGUUUUGAACAUUUUAAAAUUGUAUUUGCUUUUUUUAGUUACAUAUAUUUUAAUUAAUUGAUGUAUUUAAAACACAGUGAGGCCAAGACUGUUCAAAAAUGCGAUUCAUAGAGAUUUCUUGAAAUAACGAACAUACAAUUGCGUGUACUGGUAACCGUGGUUGUACGGCAACGACUUAAAAAAAAAAAAUAGAUUGGAACAAUCAUCAGCCAAAAAUUGUCGUAACAUAAAAUCUUUAGUUUAAAUUAAAUAAUUUUUGAAACAAUUAUAUAUUUUUAAAAUCCAUCUUAAAAUUAAUUUCCCCCAUCACUUAUGACGGAUUAUUAUUGCUAGUGUCAUUCUAAUUUUUUACCCAUGAAUAAGAGGAAAUAAUAACUUACGAUAGAGCGGAAAUCGGGUCUGUCUUAACAUAAUUAUUUGGCUGACAUAGAUACAUUUUUAAAAAUAGUUUGAUGUCUCUCCUACGUUAAUUACUGUUAGCUAACUGUGGUUAUAUCUGCGAUGUUGCUUCGUAAAUCUGUAAGAGAUGUACCUAAUAUUAUUAUUGGUGGGUAGCGCUAGUACAUCCAUUUACUUUAUACAAACUCUCCGAAUUCAUGGUGUUAUAUUCUCAUCUGUUUAAGAUAUAUUUUCUGAAGCCAUUAAAUUUUAAUCACUCUCAACCGAAAAUGCAUCGUUAAUUUCUGAGCACAUAAGUAACAAUAGAAUUGAGGCGGCACUUGGGUGUCACGGUAAAGAAUGAGAGCGUCUAACAUUGAAUACAACUGGGACAACCAUCACGCCCUUAGCUAAAGUGGGCAUUCGCCUUUUGGUUUGCAGGCAGGCAUCUGGCAGAGCUACGCCAGGUACACGAAGGCGUCUGCGUCAGCCAGCAUCUACCAGACUGGAGUCACCGGGAACGGACAGAUUGGAGCCGGAGGCGCGAGAUCUUACCUCCAGCUGACCAUCCCGUCGUCUGCUGGGCCUGUUGGGCAUUUCCGUUGCACUGCCACGGGGACAAGCAGUUCUGGGGUAAGUGCAACGGAUGAACAACACGAACCUAAUUAAGUACUAUGCCAACACACCCCUCCCUUGAUUAAGAAAAGUUUUUUUUUUUUUUACGUUUGAAUGCGUUCUAUUUCUUCUAAAAACUGCUAUCAGGUGACGCAAAUUCUGUAAUUUCUUUCUGGAGGGUUCUAGCUUACACCCUAUCUAUAAGCUGGCAGCUUCCCUAGCGAUAAGGUUUGCAGUGUGACAGACCCCAGGAGGCGUUAGCACCAACGGGGAUGGCGGUAGUGCCAAAUGACAUCGUAUCGCCUAUCGGUGAAGUUCGCGGCUUUCUGCUGGGGUUAUAGAAUUUUGAAGUUAUAAAAUCUGCGUCAUUCCCGAGCAAUCUCACCGCGACGUGUCAACAAUGAAAGAGGUUUCAGUAGUUCCACCGGCCCCCCUCACUCUUUGAUUUAGUUGUACUGCUACAAUGCUGCUAAUUUUUUGGUAUUCCUCCUGGCUUUCUCACUCGAGAGGCAAGGCUUUAAAUCGUCAAGCCUUAUUUUCUCACAGAAUGUUCGGACAGUGAUUGCUCCAGGAUAUCUUUGUUUCACGAUAAACUUAACUGUGCAUGACGUAGAAGAAAGAAGCUCUUUGCAGGCAGGACUAUGCACUUAAUGUUUUUUAUGGCCAAAGUUUUUACUUUUUGAAUUAACUUUUUAGUUAUUUUAAUCGAGACUUUCAUUAAAAUAAAAAGGAAUCGAAACUCCACACAACUGCAGUCCUUCGAUAUAUUUUCCAGAUGCUACUUUAAAAAAACAACAAAAAAAAACUUUCCUAUUCAGUUUUCGAUUGCAUGCUUAAGUACGAGACCAUCGUAUCUAUCUUUGUCCCACCACCAGGCGGCAGUAACGGAGGUCGUGAACUCGGAGGUCUUCGCUAACCAGUACCAGGACGGCUGCUCGUGCUGUGACAAGAUGGCGGCAUUGGAGGCCUCGGUCCUGAACAUGGCAAACACUGUGAAAGAGCUACAGAGUAGAGUGAGUGCUCUCGACGCGUCAUUGUCCAAUGGCGGGGGUGGAUCUGGGCUGCCAGGGGACGCGCUGAAGGGAAUGGACGGUGACCUAGUUUUGAGGUAAUUCAUUAAAAGUAUUACCAUUCUUCGGGUAUUGAAAUGUACUCACACGGCUAAGAAAGGAAAAUUCCAUUUUUAAAAAAAAUCAAAAACGUUGACUAAAUCAAUGGCAUCUUUUCUGCAGGAGUCUAGUUUGGCCUGAGGGCACAUACGGGCUUCUUAUGCCAGAGACAGGAUGCCCGAGCCAGGGGUUCUCAUUCGUCGACUGGAGGAGCGACGGUUACAGGCAGUUCCACACGGAGUCAACAUCCACGGUGAAUUUGAACCAGUUCUCUCCGAACGUCCACCUGAAACAGCCUUACCAGACCACCAACGGGGCCCAGCAGCUGGUCUUCCUGUACUUCUGCGUGAACAACGAGGGCGUUAACAAUGCCGAGGGCCCUACCUGGCCCUCCGGGUCCUACUGCAUCCACAAAAGGAACACCUGCCCCGAAGGCUUCCACGAGGGCAGCAUAUUCUGGGACCAGGAGAACACGUUGCCCAACAACAAGUAUUCGGAGAUGAUUCCGAACGGGGCGUACGGCAGCGACACGAGGAUGGACUACUGCUGCCGGCGGGACGGUCGACCGGACGACGCCGUCUACCUGCCCACGGCGAAGCCGUUCUACCUGUACAGGUUCGACGGCAAGUGCCAGCAGGUGGCCGGCAUGAACGUCGUCAACGAGUUUAUCGUGUUUGACACGGAGAACACGGGCGGCAACAUCGACAAGUACACCGGAGAGUACCACCCCGACGGCAGGCUCAACGACAUCAGGGUCGAGCUCUGCUACUACUCCAGGUAAGCUGGAGGAGGCUCUGACACGGCGCAGUGGAAUAUCACCGGCCAGGAAUCCACAUCCAGG